Messenger RNA from Leptomonas pyrrhocoris, 1980 nucleotides. RefSeq lists its product as hypothetical. The transcript has a single exon. The record is from RefSeq and is a predicted model, not a curated record. NCBI's taxonomy places the organism in Eukaryota, Euglenozoa, Kinetoplastea, Trypanosomatida, Trypanosomatidae. Bases 322 to 1980 code for a protein of 552 amino acids.
GGAAAUUUUUAUGCCUACGUGUGAGUCCGAUAAAACAAUAUCUACAAUCCGCACACCCGUUUACAAAGAAAAUAUUCACGGACAUUAGUUAAAACGUUUUUUCCAUGUCGCUUAUGACAUUUCUGCAACUCGGCAAUGAAACACCUUUUCCCCUUAUUCCUCUUAAUAAUGGUGCUUUCCAUGGCGAGUGCUGCGAACUGUGUGAGAGUAGGGACAAUUCCAUGCAACGGAACAAUUCCCAUCGAUAGCCAGUACGAUUUGGGUUCGAUAUGGUCGUUAGAAUCAUUCCGAAAUAGAGUGACCCGGCUAAGCGGCGGGAUAAUGGAGUUUAGAGAACAGUCUAUAGAUAAAACUCUUCAGAAUCGACUGGUGUCCGAAUCCGGGAUGUCCUCUGACAGUAUUCUCGUUUUCGAGAUAGCACCGGUUGCAGCGGCUGCUUCAAGGCUGUCUGGGUCGCUCGAGGACGCACGUGCGUGCUCAGCUAUGCUGGAUCCUUUAAAAGGUGGAAUGGGCGGAUUGGUAUCGCGAAGCGCACGGUUUACCAUUCUGCGCGCGACUGGAGCAAACGGUGCGACAUGUUCUUUGCCCUUAAAUGUAUCGCUUGUGAGCGGCAACAGGAUGAGCAUGACGACGCUAUUGUUUGACGACGCAAAGUCUAUGUUUUCCAAAUCCGUUACUUUUGACGCUGCCAAAGACGGGUCCUGGCCCAUGGAAGUCACUUUCAGCUCUCAGUGCACAUUGCAGUUUGUUUUGCUGGUUGACCGAUACGGGACCAUCAAUCGAUGGUACGUGUGGAUCCCUACUACGGUUUAUACUGCCAUCAUCGUCGCGCUCUUUUUACCAACAGUCGCACUGCGUCGACCGCUCCCGGUCCAUCUUGCAGGUCUUUACCUUUUUUUAGUGUUCUUCGGCUUUCUGGGAUCCACCAUUGGCCUUGUCGUCGAGCUGCUACAGUGGCAGAGCACUCUGGGUCGAAUGUUUCCCUUUCCGCCAUCCGUCACGCUUUACAGCUGCCUUCCCAUACUGUACAUGCUUCUGUUUUUUCCAACCCUCUACCGUCAAGGCAACAACACGAUCUUGUUUAUGGGCACAACCCGCCUGUUCACUUACGGUCUGAACUGUGCGUUGUGCGUUGGGUAUUGGAUUGCAGGGUAUGUGGUGCUCGGCUCUUUGGCUGUCUUUCAGCUUCUGGCAACCAACUUCAUCAUCACGUGGUAUUACGCAUAUGUGACAGUUCGCCUUCGGCGCGCAGUGCAAGGAUCGUCGUCGCUGCCCAAGUUUUCCAACAACUUCAUUUAUCUUUGGUGCGCCCCUGUGACGCCGUUCGCGUGCUGCGCACUCAUGUACUACGACCUCUACCUCCUGACACAUCGAGAUGCUAAGAGAGACGUUUGCGCCAUCCGAAUGCGCGACGUCGCGCGUGUGUACAAUGUCCAAAUGUCACUUCCGCUGCUGUUUUUUCAAAACAUUUACGGUGUUGCGCUGCUAGCGACAGCUACGGCCUUCCAUAUGCCUUUUGUGGUGCUUCUGUUCGUUGCUCUCUUAUUUUGGGUAGUGCACUCUAUUUACGUGAUAGAGCAAUACUGCAAGGAGUUGUCGCGCUGGCGUCGCCACGGUACUUCUUUCAGCACAUGUGUGUGCCUAUCUCUCUCCGCAGUGAUGAACAAACUUCUUUCUGGUAGCGUUGGCGAGGCAAGUUCUCCCUCGCCUCCUUCACAAGCGUUUUCACACGCUGUAAUCCCCUCGCCUGAAAGAAUGCGACGGCGCAGCCAGGCAGGCCAAUACGAGGAAGACCUUGCGGAAUACCGUAACAGCCAGUUAAGCUCCUCUGCGACUUCCGAUGAUGAUGAUAGCUACGACGACCGCCUGCAGCGCCGCUCUCGCAGACCGAUUCCCGAUCAGUCCGCCGCCUUUUCUACACCGUCUCAACAGACAAUCAAUGAUGCGCCCGAGUUCUGGCCAAGCAGUGUGGAGCGCUAA